GUGUGUUAUAUCCAUGCAGGGUUUUGGGUUUCCGUAAGCGGGCCCAGUCAGCAGAGGAGGAGAGCAGCGCUUCACUCCAACAUCUCACCCUCACAGAGUUCCUCAAAGAGAUUGAGGACGAGGAGUGGGAUAAAUACAUAAUCCCGUCGAAGGUCGAGUCAGAGAAGUACAAAGUCAGCCGGACCUUCAGCUUCCUAAAGAGCAGAAUGUCGAGCACACGUAACAAGACCAAGGUGAAGGGAAAAGAGGUGAAGGAGGGAAAGGAGAAGUCUGGAGCCUCUAAUGGACACCAGUUUGUGCCUGUGUCUCCAUCUGGUCCUGCUCUCUGUGUGGCCUGUGAUAAGUCUGUUUCUGGGAAGGAGCUGUUGCACUGCUCCAACUGUUUCCUUAAUGUCCAUAAAAACUGUCGAGAGUCCGUUGCAGCUUGCGGCAAGAAGCAGCAGGAGAGGAAUGCAGUGCUGAUGAAAAGCAAGACUUUGUCUCUCCCACAGAACUCUGUGAAAGACAAUACUUCCACCUCCAUUUUCUCCUCUUCCUCUACACUUCCUACAAUGACCAAAGAGAAGAGAGACCCCACCGCCCCCCUCUCCAAAAGCCUCUCCAUCUCUAUAGACAGCAGGCGGCUCAGUGAUGCAGCAGCUCAGGACACUGAGUGCAGUGUGACAGUUUGCUCUAACAGCUCAUUAUCUGAUGAGGGAACUCCGGUCACGGCGACCGCCCCGUCAACUGAGCCACCAAUCACCACACAGGAUGCUGUUGAUGCCUCACUACUGAGUGACCUGUCUGCUGACCUGCUGGGACUUGAGGUUGAGUCGUGGAGUCUGGCCGUCAGUCCGGAGUUUUGCAGGCUUCACGACAGACGAACCAUCAAACGGCAGGAUGUUAUUUAUGAGCUUAUGCAAACAGAGCUGCACCACAUCCAAACCCUGACGGUCAUGUCUGAGGUGUUCAGGAGGGGCAUGCUGGAGGAGCUGCAGCUCGAUUUGGACUGUGUGGCACGGAUCUUCCCUUGCUUGGACCCCCUGCUGCUCUUUCACAGAAACCUCUUUGGUGCACUGCAGGAGUGCAGACAGACUGCAACCCAACCUGAGAACCCCCGAAAUUACCUCAUCCAUCACAUUGGAAGUGUGCUGCUUCAGCAGUUCUCUGAUGAAAAUGCAGAGAAGAUGAAGCAGGUGUACGGCGAGUUCUGCAGCCAUCACACCGAUGCCGUCAAUGUUUUCAAAGAACUGCAGCAACAAAAUAAAAAAUUCCAAAACUUUGUCAAACAACAGAGCAAUAACUCUCUGGUCAGACGGAGAGGGGUCCCAGAAUUCAUCCUGCUGGUCACUCAGCGCAUCACCAAGUACCCGGUGCUGUUGGAGAGGAUAUUACAUUACACUCAGGAGGGAGGUCAGGAGUACUCGGAUCUGUCCCGAGCUCUGGCCCAGAUCCGAGAUGUGAUCGCUGCAGUGGACCUGACUGUAAAUAAGUACGAGAGGUGUCAGGAGCUGCAGGAAGUGCUGGCCCGGCUGGAGAACAAGAGCUUUGCCAAGCUAAAGAAUGGCAAGGUUUUCCGCAAGCAGGACCUUCUUUUGAAAAACAGGGAUCUGCAGUAUAAAGGGCUCGUCUACUGGAAGACUGCCACAGGACGUCUAAAAGAUACUUUGGCUCUUCUGCUCACAGAUGUUUUAGUCUUCGUACAAGAAAAAGAUCAGCGCUUUAUAUUUGCUGCUGUGGACCAGAAGCCUCCUGUGAUCCCUCUGCAGAAGCUCAUUGUUAGAGAAGUAGCCAAUCAUGAGAGAGGGAUGUUCCUAAUCUCUGCCUCCUCAGCUGGACCAGAGAUGUAUGAAGUUCACACUACCACCAAAGACGAGAGGAAUGCAUGGAUGAGACAAAUACGACAAGCUGUUGAGAGUUGUCCUGAAGAAGAGGAAGAGGAGGAAAGAACCGCCGAAUUAGAGGAGGCCAAGAAAGCGGCAGAGGUGAGAGCUCAGAAGAUCACCAAGUUCCAAGAGACUCUGUUGGUUCAGGACCAGCGAAUCUGCAACAGCCUGGAGGAGAAGUUACAGCUUUAUGCUGAGCUCACGGAGUUAACCCUGCGAUCACCAGAAGCUGUACAACAUCGCCAUCUGCUGGUGGAACCAGAAACUGACAGCGAGACGCCGAGACAGGCCUCGUCUAUACUCACGGCUGCCCUCAGAGAAGCGGAGAACCUGAUCUCCAUGCUGCAGGCCCGUGAUGGUCUUUCUGUUCCGAGUCAGGGCUCACCUGUGGGAGGACCGGAGGGCUUCAGCUACAACAGCCACGGCAGCAGCAUCCAGGAGUCUCCAUCUGAGCCUGAUUAUCUGAGCACGCUCAGUAUGAGCUCCACGUCUCUUGGAUCAGACAGCGAGCUGAUGGGAAUGGACAGCGCGUUGUGGAGCUCUGCUGCUGAGCUGAAAAGUGGAGACACCAAAGGGACACUGUUUAAGGUGGCAGAGAGCGUCCAGAGUCUGACUCAGCUCCUUUAUAGUCUGCAGGCUGCUGUAACCCUCCAGGACAGCUGCCAUGAAGUCCAGAAACUCCUCCUCCUGGAGGGAGACAAACCUCAGCUCCGAGCCCUCACUUCCAUCCAAAACAGUGUGGAGCUCGAGAAGCAGAGGAGUUUUGAUAAGAAGAAAGAGGAAGUAGAAAAGAAAGGUUCAGAGAGGAGGAAAGAGGAGGUGGAGGGGGUGAAGAAACUUCAUGUGAGGCUAAAACAGGAGCAGCAACGCUGGGACAGAGAAUGUCUGACCAGAGAGAAACAACAGUGAAGUGAGCAGGAGAGUGCACUGGCGCAGCGAGAGCAGCAGUGCUUCCUGGAGGCGGAGCGUCUGCGAUGCGAGCGCAAGGAGCUGGAGGCUCAGCUGCUGGAGUAUCAGCAAAAUCUGGACCGACUAAGGGACGGCCAGAGGAGUGUGGAGCGGGAGAAGGAAAACAUCGAAGCCCAGCAGAGGCUCCUGCAGAGCUGGAGACACACGCAGAGCAGUCUGCCUGUUACCAUAUCACUGGAUGGAUACAAGGUGUCUGGCCAUAGCCGCUCAGGCAGCCUGGAUGGAAGCUGUUCAUUGUACGAGAACGAGGCAGCUUUGCUCACCUCCCUCCAGCAGAACCGCCUCCACCCGCCUGCCAACAACAACCAGCACCAGCGACUGCUCUCCAUGCCAAGGAAGAACCAUGAUGGCUCUCUGAACAGCUCCAGUUACACCGCUAACCUUGGCCUCAGUGCAAGCCUCUACAACAGCCUGAACACCCUGCUGAGCCAGGCUCACAGCAAACAGCCCGCGGAUGGUCUGACAUUCCCGAACUACAGCAACAACCAAGGCUGCACCCGGCCUCUGAACGACUCCACCCACCCCUUCAGCGGCAGAGUCUCUGCACAGCCACAAAGGACCAACAACACAGACUUGAGCACGCAAUCGGACAGGAGACCCCUCGGUCCCUGGAGGUCUGAGAUCACUGGUCAUGGACUGUAUGAGGGCGACUUCUCUUCAUCUCCCUCUCUGACCCCCCUCCUUCCACCGCAGGCUUACCUCUCCCUUGAAGGACAGAACGGGGAGGAGGUGGGCGAGGAGAAUAUAGUUUAUCUCUGAGAAUCCUAAUGUAAGCUCUCCAACAUGUAACAGGACAGACGAUAACAUAUAUAUGUGUGUUGCUUUGUUGUGGUUGUGUAUGUUUGUGUCUAAAUGUGAUGGAAAUAAGUUAAUUUUUGAAGUAAUACAAUAAGGGAAAUGUUACAGGGGAGGUGCUGUGCCUUUAUCAGUGUACAUGUUAAUCAUUCUCUUCCUACGUGAGGAAACCAUUGUGCCUUUUUGCAAACAAUUUCUUUGUAGCUUUUAUAAUUACACUUCCCAUGUUUUUACUCCUACUUUGAUACUGUAAGUGUUUGUUGCACUUUGAUGAUGGACGAUGUACAUUAAUUCCCCCCAAUUAGAGAGUUAGUGUAUCAGGAAAACCGAACAGAAGCUGUUUUCUCAAGAGCACUUAAAAUAAAUAUUUAAGAGGCCUCCCCUAAACUAUAUAUGUAUAGACAGCUUUAUUCCUCCAUGUGUUCUUUAAUAAUAUUUAUAAGGGAUUUCGAGCAUCUUAAAGACAUAAAUAUGCCAAAAUUAUUAUAUGGAUGUAAAAAAUGUGUAUAGUUUUUUUUGUAAAGGCCAUCUAUGCAUGCUUUGUUUAAAGAGGAUCUUCUAUUCCUCUCAUUACUUUUCUCACUGAAGUGCCAAAAAUCUUGCUAUCUGAUACUGUAAGAGUUUCUGUGAUGGAUGGCUAUAUGUGUUCUGUUUGUCUGCUUUUUGGAUAAGUUAUUGUGUGUAAAUUGCUUCAUGCACUGUUAACAUGAAUAACAUUUGGUUUGAAAUGUGUCCUCUUUGUGUCCAAGUAACCAGAACUGUGAUGUUCCAUAUGAAUAGUGUUGUGUAUAUAAAACUAUUGUGGCGAACACA
Messenger RNA from Labrus bergylta (ballan wrasse), 4442 nucleotides. The record is from RefSeq and is a predicted model, not a curated record. Lineage: Eukaryota; Metazoa; Chordata; Actinopteri; Labriformes; Labridae.